UUCAUCUUCUUUCUCCAAAUGGGUCCUUCAAGCUUCUAAAGAUUCAUCCAUGGCCGCUCUCUCUGAACCCAUUUCUGCACUUCCUCCGCCGCCGCCGCCGCCGGAGACCACAUCGGACGGGGGUUUUCGUAUAGACAAAGAAGUGAGUCCCACAAUUCUCUUAGCCAUAAUCAUCCUCGCCAUAGUCUUCUUCUUCUCCAGCCUCCUCCAUCUCCUUCUCCGAUUAUUUCUCAGGCCUCAAAACAGAACAGACCCGGAAGAUAUAGCCGUCGGCGACGGCGAUACCUCCGCCUUCCAAGGCCAAUUACGGCAGCUUUUCGAUCUCCACGACGCCGGAGUGGACCAAUCCUUCAUCGACACCCUCCCUGUUUUUGUCUACAAAGCCAUAAUCGGUUUGAAAGUAGACCCAUUUGAUUGCUCUGUUUGUCUCUGUGAAUUUCAGCCAAACGAUAAGCUCCGAUUGUUGACCAAAUGUAGCCAUGCCUUUCAUAUGGACUGCAUCGACACUUGGCUGUUGACACAUUCCACUUGCCCUCUCUGCCGUGCGAGCUUGAUUUCAGAUUUCGCCGCCAUUAAUGGCGGAUUCACGUCCCCACUUGUUGAGGUUCUUGAAUCUGCAAGUAACAGCUCGAGAGAAAUUGGGGAAGUUCACACCGGUUCCUUUCUGGGUUUUCUUGGAAAUUCCAAUUUUGAUGAACUGAAACCAGAGGAACCUCCGGCAGCGGCGGCGGAGACGGUGGUUCAGAUAAAAUUGGGAAAAUUCAAAAGCUUGGAGAGAUAUGGAGAAGGGAGUAGCAACAAUGGCAAUGUGGAUUCAAGGAGAUGUUUUUCAAUGGGUUCAUUUGGGUAUGUAAUGGACGAGAAUUCCUCUCUGCAAGUUCCGAUCAGGAAACGCGCGGCGAGGAAACAAGCGAUAAAGAAGAAGAAUCUGCCAUUAACGCCGGGAACUCGAGCGGCAAUGUCAGAAUGCGAUGGCGAAUCGAGACGAGAGUUCAAUUUCAUGGAAACGAAUCGGAGAGUCGAGAGUUUCCGCCUUGGGAGCUCGAAGGAGAGCUUUGAAGCGAAGGUCGUCGGCGCCGGUACCGGAUUGCCGGUGACUGAUUUAGCAAGAAGGGCAUUUUCAUUUCAUUUUCCGGCAAAUUGGAACCGACCCAGAUCGGAAAAUGGGAUGGGAACGAUGGAUGAAGAGAAUCAAAGAAGAAACAGCUCGGAAUUUAUUGAGAAUCGACCGUCGUUUGUGAGAAGAACAUUACAGUGGCUGAUGGGGAAGAACAACAAUAGGAUUGUUCAUUCAUGUUCUACACCCAACGAUUAUGAUUCAAACUCAUGAUUUUCCAUUUCUGUUGGGUUGAAUUUAGUUUUCUCCAUUUUUCUCCAUUAAAUGUGUUCAGAAUUGUUCAUGGACGAUGAAUUUUUUAGUACCAAAAAGAACAAAAACAUGACCAUUUUUGGGCAAUUUAGAACCAAAAUUCCAUAUAUGUUGGGAUAGGGAGAA
Cucurbita pepo subsp. pepo (vegetable marrow) is the source of this 1495-nucleotide messenger RNA. Its product is annotated as RING-H2 finger protein ATL13. NCBI's taxonomy places the organism in Eukaryota, Viridiplantae, Streptophyta, Magnoliopsida, Cucurbitales, Cucurbitaceae. The record is from RefSeq and is a predicted model, not a curated record.